Molecule: messenger RNA, 1514 nt
Organism: Danaus plexippus (monarch butterfly)
Lineage: Eukaryota; Metazoa; Arthropoda; Insecta; Lepidoptera; Nymphalidae
Product: carbonyl reductase [NADPH] 1-like
Exons: 1
Coding region: 68-946 (292 amino acids)
Molecular function (GO): carbonyl reductase (NADPH) activity
Source: RefSeq, a predicted model, not a curated record
AUUAAAAGAUAACAAGCAUUUUGCCUCAUUUAAAUCAGUCAUAGAAUAUCGUUCUAACUUAGUAAACAUGUCGAAAGUGGCUGUUGUUACCGGAUCCAAUAAGGGACUCGGUCUAGGAAUAGUAAAAGGGUUAUGUAAGAGAUUUGGCGGGGUCGUUUACUUGACUUCUAGGGAUGAAAAAAGAGGCAGAGAUGCAGUGGCUGAACUCAAUAAACAAGGAUUACAACCGAAAUACCAUCAACUGGAUGUGUCUGAUAAGAACAGUGUAUUAAGGUUCAAAAACUACAUUGAAGCUAAUUACGGAGGUAUCGACAUAUUAGUGAACAACGCAGCAGUCAGUAACAGUGAUCCAACUGGGUUUUCUUCAUACGAAGAAAACGAAAAACUUAUCCACAUCAACUUUGGAGGAAUCUUAACGAUGCGAGAGAUAAUAUACCCACUUGUAAGGAGGAAUGGCCGAAUACUUAAUAUUUCUAGCAACUGUGGCCACUUAUCUAAUUUAAGGAAUCAACAAUGGAGGGAAAAGCUGUCUAAAGAAGAUUUAAAACUAGAAGAAGUACAAGAAUUCAUUGAGUGGUACUUGGAAUCGCUCAGGAACGGUUCUUUUAACACUGAAGAUUUUGUUGACAACGGUACUGUGUCGGCAUAUAAAGUAUCAAAAAUUGCUCUAAAUGCGGUCACUAGAAUACAUCAAAAGGAAUUUGAGGCUAAAGAUAUAUCUAUAAAUUCAGUGCAUCCGGGAUAUAUCCGCACGGGCAUGACCGCUGGCUAUGGAUUUUUUAACAUUGAUGAAGCAGCUGAAACACCUUUGUAUAUUGUUCUUGACGCUCCGCAGUCCUUAAAGGGGGAAUAUAUAUGGUAUGAUAGAAGGGUUUUAGAUUGGACAAAUUACGAGGAAGAUUAUUAUUUCACAAUUAGGUCUUUACUCGAACAGCAGGUUCCUUGAUACAUUCAAUGUAAGACCAUAUUAUAAAGAAAUAUAAUUGAUUUUAAUAAAAAAUUAAAAAUAAUCCAGUCUUUUUUUUAAACAUAACUAUCGGCAUAAAUUUUUUGGAUAAUAAUACAUACUUCCGUUGGUGAUCACAUAUCUGAAUGUCUAUUUCACACCAGCUUCUGUCGGAGGAUUGAUCACGGGAAUGGUAUGUAAUUUUUUGACAGCAUGAUAUUCCCUGUACCCUGGAAGAAAAUAUAAUUAGAAUAUUCUCCAGACUCUAAUCUUUUGACUCUCGUCGUAUUGAGAUAUUAUAAAGAUGCACAUAAAAUAAAACCCUACUUUAGUACAAGCAUCUUUUAUUUUUAUUUAUUUAUGUGGUAAAAUAUGUUUGACGUUAAUAAAUACUGCAUUAUUAAAACUUACGUGGUACAAGUGGUAGUAAGGUCACGUGGUAGUGUAAGAAACUAGCUAUAUUCUAAAUAGAACAUGGUCACUUUUCUAUAAAAUAUAUUUAUUUAUGUUAUAAGUUAGAAUAAUAUGAUUUUGUUCUUGAUUUGUUAAUAAAUAAAUAAAAUAUUCA